Propithecus coquereli (Coquerel's sifaka) is the source of this 3594-nucleotide messenger RNA. It is a transcript of the gene SLC12A2, whose product is annotated as solute carrier family 12 (sodium/potassium/chloride transporter), member 2. Gene Ontology annotation, cellular component: membrane. The transcript is spliced from 28 exons. The coding region runs from base 1 to 3594 and encodes 1197 amino acids. Gene Ontology annotation, molecular function: ammonium channel activity; sodium:potassium:chloride symporter activity. The record is from RefSeq and is a predicted model, not a curated record. Gene Ontology annotation, biological process: chloride ion homeostasis; potassium ion homeostasis; sodium ion transmembrane transport. NCBI's taxonomy places the organism in Eukaryota, Metazoa, Chordata, Mammalia, Primates, Indriidae.
AUGGAGCCCGGGCCCACGGCGCCCUCCUCCGGUGCCCCAAGGCUGGCUGGGGUCGGGGAGAUGCCGCCAGCCGCCGCGCUGGCCGCCGCCGGUGUAGAGCUGCCCGGCACGGCGGUGCCCUCGGUGCCGGAGGAUGCCGCGGCCGCGAGCCGAGACGGCGGUGGGGUCCACAGUGAGGGUGCCGCGGCGGCCGGGGACGGGCCGGGUAGACCCCUGGGGCCCACCCCGAGCCAGAGCCGCUUCCAGGUGGACCUGGUUUCCGAGAACGCCGGGCGGGCCGCGGCGGCGGCGGCGGCGGCGGCGGCGGCUGGGGCUGGGGGCAAAGAGAUCCCCGCGGAUGGGAAGGUCAGCAGCGAGAGCGGGCCGGCCAAGGCUAGCGAGGAAGCCAAGGGCCGCUUCCGCGUGAACUUUGUGGACCCAGCUGCCUCCUCGUCGGCGGAAGACAGCCUGUCGGAUGCCGCGGGGGUCGGAGGCGACGGGCCCAGCGUGAGCUUCCAGAACGGCGGGGACACGGUGCUGAGCGAGGGCAGCAGCCUGCAUUCGGGCGGCGGCGGCAGUGGGCACCACCAGCACUACUACUAUGAUACGCACACCAACACCUAUUACCUGCGCACCUUCGGCCACAACACCAUGGACGCUGUGCCCAGGAUCGACCACUACCGGCACACGGCCGCGCAGCUGGGCGAGAAGCUGCUGCGGCCCAGCCUGGCGGAGCUCCACGACGAGCUGGAAAAGGAACCUUUUGAGGAUGGCUUUGCAAAUGGCGAAGAAAGUACUCCAACCAGAGAUGCUGUGGUCACAUAUGCUGCAGAGAGUAAAGGAGUUGUGAAGUUUGGCUGGAUCAAGGGUGUAUUAGUACGUUGUAUGUUAAACAUCUGGGGUGUGAUGCUCUUCAUUAGAUUGUCAUGGAUUGUGGGUCAAGCUGGAAUAGGUCUGUCAGUCAUUGUAAUAAUGAUGGCUACUGUUGUGACAACUAUCACAGGAUUGUCCACUUCAGCAAUAGCUACUAAUGGAUUUGUAAGAGGAGGAGGAGCAUAUUAUUUAAUAUCUAGAAGUCUAGGGCCAGAAUUUGGUGGUGCAAUUGGUCUGAUCUUUGCUUUUGCCAAUGCUGUUGCAGUUGCUAUGUAUGUGGUUGGAUUUGCAGAAACUGUGGUGGAGUUGCUUAAGGAACAUUCCAUUCUUAUGAUAGAUGAAAUCAAUGAUAUCCGAAUUAUUGGAGCCAUUACAGUGGUGAUUCUUUUAGGUAUCUCAGUAGCCGGAAUGGAGUGGGAAGCAAAAGCUCAGAUUGUUCUUUUGGUGAUUCUACUUCUUGCCAUUGCUGAUUUCAUCAUAGGAACAUUUAUCCCAUUGGAGAGCAAGAAGCCCAAAGGUUUCUUUGGUUAUAAAUCUGAAAUAUUUAAUGAGAACUUUGGGCCAGAUUUUCGAGAGGAGGAGACUUUCUUUUCUGUAUUUGCCAUCUUUUUUCCUGCUGCAACUGGUAUUCUUGCUGGAGCAAAUAUCUCAGGUGAUCUUGCAGAUCCUCAGUCAGCCAUACCCAAAGGAACACUCUUAGCCAUUUUAAUUACUACGUUGGUUUACGUAGGAAUUGCAGUAUCUGUAGGUUCUUGUGUUGUUCGAGAUGCCACUGGGAACGUUAAUGACACUAUUGUAACAGAGCUAACAAACUGUACUUCUGCAGCCUGCAAAUUAAACUUUGACUUUUCAUUUUGUGAAAGCAAUCCUUGUUCCUAUGGCCUAAUGAACAACUUCCAGGUAAUGAGCAUGGUGUCAGGAUUUGCACCAUUAAUUUCUGCAGGUAUCUUUUCAGCUACUCUUUCUUCAGCAUUAGCAUCCCUUGUCAGUGCUCCCAAAAUAUUUCAGGCUCUAUGUAAAGACAACAUCUACCCAGCUUUCCAGAUGUUCUCUAAAGGUUAUGGAAAAAAUAAUGAACCUCUUCGUGGCUACCUCUUAACAUUCUUAAUUGCUCUUGGAUUCAUCUUAAUUGCUGAACUGAAUGUUAUUGCUCCGAUUAUCUCUAACUUCUUCCUUGCAUCAUAUGCAUUGAUCAAUUUUUCAGUAUUCCAUGCAUCACUUGCAAAAUCUCCAGGUGAUUUAACAUUCUUUAAAACUUUUAUGAUGAUGCUGAGUAUGUUAGGAUUGGUCCGUAGUUGCAGUGUAGUACACGUUUUAAUUGUGUCUGUAAUUGGUGUUUCGCUACAUGAACACUGUCUUCCCGCAGAUGUGAACUGGGGAUCCUCUACCCAAGCCCUGACUUACCUGAGUGCACUGCAGCAUUCGAUUCGUCUUUCUGGAGUGGAAGACCACGUGAAAAACUUUAGGCCACAGUGUCUUGUUAUGACGGGUGCUCCAAACUCACGCCCAGCUUUACUUCAUCUUGUUCACGAUUUCACAAAGAAUGUUGGUUUGAUGAUCUGUGGCCAUGUACAUAUGGGCCCUCGAAGGCAAGCCAUGAAAGAGAUGUCCAUUGAUCAAACCAAAUAUCAGAGAUGGCUUAUUAAAAACAAAAUGAAGGCAUUUUAUGCUCCAGUACACGCAGACGACUUGAGAGAAGGCGUACAGUACUUGAUGCAGGCUGCCGGUCUUGGUCGUAUGAAACCAAACACACUUGUCCUUGGAUUUAAGAAAGAUUGGUUGCAAGCAGAUAUGAGGGAUGUGGAUAUGUAUAUAAAUUUAUUUCAUGAUGCCUUUGACAUACAAUAUGGGGUAGUGGUUAUUCGCCUAAAAGAAGGUCUGGAUAUAUCUCAUCUUCAAGGACAAGAAGAAUUAUUGUCAUCACAAGAGAAGUCUCCUGGCACCAAGGAUGUGGUGCUAAGUGUGGAGUAUAGUAAGAAAUCAGAUUUAGAUACUUCCAAACCACCUGGUGAAAAAACUAUUACACAGAAAGACGAGGAAGAGGAUGGCAAGACUCCAACUCAACCACUGUUGAAAAAAGAAUCCAGAGGCCCUAUUGUGCCUUUAAAUGUAGCUGACCAAAAGCUUCUUGAAGCCAGUGUACAGUUUCAGAAAAAACAAGGAAAGAACACUAUUGAUGUCUGGUGGCUUUUUGAUGAUGGAGGUUUGACCUUAUUGAUACCUUAUCUUCUGACUACCAAGAAAAAGUGGAAAGACUGUAAGAUCAGAGUAUUCAUUGGUGGAAAAAUAAACAGAAUAGACCAUGACCGGAGAGCGAUGGCUACCUUGCUUAGUAAGUUCCGGAUAGACUUCUCAGAUAUUAUGGUCCUAGGAGAUAUCAAUACCAAACCAAAGAAAGAAAAUAUUGUAGCUUUUGAUGAAAUGAUUGAGCCAUACAGACUUCACGAAGAUGAUAAAGAACAAGAUGUUGCAGAUAAAAUGAAAGAAGAUGAACCAUGGCGAAUAACAGAUAAUGAGCUUGAGCUUUAUAAGACCAAGACAUACCGGCAGAUCAGGUUAAAUGAACUACUAAAGGAACAUUCAAGCACAGCUAAUAUUAUUGUCAUGAGUCUUCCAGUUGCACGAAAAGGUGCUGUGUCUAGUGCUCUCUACAUGGCAUGGCUAGAAGCUCUAUCUAAGGACCUACCACCAAUCCUCCUAGUCCGUGGGAAUCAUCAGAGUGUCCUUACCUUCUAUUCCUAA